Limanda limanda (common dab) is the source of this 1542-nucleotide messenger RNA. It is a transcript of the gene slc25a11, whose product is annotated as solute carrier family 25 member 11. The transcript has 9 exons. Bases 132 to 1046 code for a protein of 304 amino acids. NCBI's taxonomy places the organism in Eukaryota, Metazoa, Chordata, Actinopteri, Pleuronectiformes, Pleuronectidae. Gene Ontology annotation, molecular function: thiosulfate transmembrane transporter activity; oxaloacetate transmembrane transporter activity; malate transmembrane transporter activity. The record is from RefSeq and is a predicted model, not a curated record. Gene Ontology annotation, biological process: thiosulfate transport; succinate transmembrane transport; malate transmembrane transport.
GCUGGUGUCCCCUCCACAGAGUCACCUUGUCCCGGCUCCUGCUGCAGCUGUUCCGGGGACCGAGCAGAGAACCGUCCGGCUCAGCGGCACACCGGCAGCGGGAAUCUACCCUCCGACCACCGGGAGCAGACAUGGCGGACACAAAGCCGAAGACUUCCCCGAAGGCCGUGAAGUUCCUGUUCGGGGGCCUGGCCGGGAUGGGUGCCACAGUGUUUGUCCAGCCUUUGGAUCUGGUGAAGAACCGGAUGCAGCUCAGUGGUCAGGGAUCGAAGGCCCGAGAAUAUAAAACCAGUUUCCACGCUCUCUUCUCCAUCCUGAAGAACGAGGGAGUGACGGGCAUCUACACCGGUCUGUCGGCUGGUUUGUUGCGUCAGGCGACGUACACCACGACUCGUCUGGGGAUCUACACCAUCCUGUUCGAGAAGAUGACCGGAGCCGACGGGCGGCCGCCCAACUUCCUCCUCAAGGCUCUCAUCGGUAUGACAGCUGGAGCUACCGGAGCGUUUGUCGGGACGCCAGCAGAGGUCGCUCUGAUCCGGAUGACCGCUGACGGCCGUCUACCUCCGGACCAGAGGAGGGGCUAUAGCAACGUUUUCAAUGCUCUCGCUCGGAUCACCAGAGAAGAAGGCAUCGCCACGCUGUGGAGGGGGUGUGGUCCCACCAUGGCCCGAGCGGUGGUGGUGAACGCAGCCCAGCUGGCCUCCUACUCUCAGGCCAAACAGGCGCUGCUCGACUCAGGGUAUUUCGGGGACAACAUCUUCCUUCACUUCUGUGCCAGUAUGAUCAGCGGCCUCAUUACCACAGCAGCCUCCAUGCCCGUGGACAUCGUGAAGACCAGGAUUCAGAACAUGAGGAUGAUCGACGGGAAACCGGAAUACAAGAACAGUUUGGAGGUGCUGGCGCGCGUGGUGGGCAGAGAAGGUUUCUUCUCUCUGUGGAAAGGUUUCACUCCGUACUACGCUCGCCUCGGGCCGCACACCGUCCUCACCUUCAUCUUCCUGGAGCAGAUGAACCGCCUCUACAAGACCCACGUGCUCGACCGCUAACGCACAACACACACACACAACAGAGACCCACGUGCUCGACCGCUAACGCACAACACACACACACAACAGAGACCCACGUGCUCGACCGCUAACGCACAACACACAACACACAGACACACACACACACAACAGAGACCCACACACACACACAACAGAGACCCACACACAGACCUGACCUCCUCAUACCUCAAACGUGGAGUUAGAAUUUACUCAUACACACACACACACACACACAGACACACACUCUAUUUAAAUGGAAAUUCUUUUUGUAAAGAAAAGAAUGUAAACUAAAUUUAGCUCACACAUCGUUUUGUGAUGUUUAGUCAAAAUUAAGGAUGAGUCUUAUUUGUAGAAUGGUGACCCCGCCCCCUCUUAACAAUACACUCAUGCCUCAUGAUCGGUAACCAUGGUUACAGGUCUAUUGAUGGAGGAUCAAUAAAUAAAUAAACUGUCUCUUUGUCUUUGUGAAUAAAACGUUGACCUCUGAAACUUUAAA